Panicum virgatum (switchgrass) is the source of this 1458-nucleotide messenger RNA. RefSeq names its product fe(2+) transport protein 2-like. Gene Ontology annotation, molecular function: zinc ion transmembrane transporter activity. The transcript has 2 exons. Gene Ontology annotation, biological process: zinc ion transmembrane transport. The record is from RefSeq and is a predicted model, not a curated record. NCBI's taxonomy places the organism in Eukaryota, Viridiplantae, Streptophyta, Magnoliopsida, Poales, Poaceae. Gene Ontology annotation, cellular component: plasma membrane. Bases 55 to 1191 code for a protein of 378 amino acids.
CACACCCAUAGGCAAAACACAACACCUCCAAAUAACGGUUCAGCUCGAGCUGAAAUGCCUUCACAAACACCAAGAGUAGCAGUAGUGUUCGUCCUCACUCUCCUCGUGCUCGCGUCCUCCUCGCUGGCCGUCGCGGCCGCUGCGCAAGCCGAGCCCGAAGCGGCGGCACCGCCGGCCCACGGCGUGUGCGGCGGCGGCGGCGCGGACGCGGGCGGGGGAUGCCACAGCGUCCCCAGGGCGCUGCGGCUGAAGCUGAUCGCCAUCCCGGCGAUCCUCCUCGCCAGCACGGUCGGCGUGAGCCUGCCGCUCGCCUCCCGCUCCGUGCCGGCGCUCCGCCCCGACGGCGACCUCUUCGCCGUCGUCAAGGCCUUCGCGUCGGGGGUCAUCCUCGGCACGGGCUACAUGCACGUGCUCCCGGACUCCUUCAACGACCUCACCUCGCCCUGCCUGCCGCGGAGGCCCUGGGCGGAGUUCCCCUUCACGGCGUUCGUCGCCAUGCUCGCCGCCGUGCUCACGCUCAUGGUGGACUCGCUCAUGCUCACGUUCCACAGCCGGGGCAAGGCCAGCGCCGCGGUCGCGCACCACCACGGCCGCCAUGGCAGCCCUCCUCCGCAGGAGCUCGUGAACCGCCAUGGUUACGGGCAUCUGGACGACAUGAGUGAGCCGGCGGCGAGCUCGGAGGACGACGUGGAGGCUGGCAGAACGCAGCUGCUCAGGAACCGCGUCAUUGUUCAGGUUCUGGAGAUGGGCAUCGUGGUGCACUCGGUGGUGAUCGGCCUCGGGAUGGGCGCGUCGCAGAACGUGUGCACGAUCCGGCCGCUGGUGGCGGCGCUCUGCUUCCACCAGCUGUUCGAGGGGAUGGGGCUCGGCGGCUGCAUCCUGCAGGCGGAGUACGGCGCCCGGACGAGGUCGGUGCUGGUCUUCUUCUUCUCGACGACGACGCCGCUCGGGAUCGCGCUGGGGCUCGCGCUCACCAGGGUGUACAGCGACAGCAGCCCGACGGCGCUGGUCGUGGUCGGCCUGCUCAACGCGGCGUCGGCGGGGCUGCUCCACUACAUGGCGCUCGUGGACCUCCUCGCCGCCGACUUCAUGGGGCCCAGGCUGCAGGGAAGCGUCAGGCUCCAGCUCGUCUGCUUCCUCGCCGUCCUCCUCGGCGCCGGCGGCAUGUCCGUCAUGGCCAAGUGGGCGUGAUGUGUCCGUCGGAGACGAGCAGACAGUAACACGGCAAUUACGUUAGGUACAGGUACUUGUACGUGUGUAUAUAUAUAUAUAUGCUCAUGCAUGCUGUAUGUGCUCCCGCCUCCUGCUAUCAAUUUUACCUUCUCUGACGCGGUAGCGGAUUUGAGGUGUGAAUAUUAGAAGUAGUAGUACUGUACUGUGUUGGAAGAUGAUCUACUUGUAAAGUGUAAAUUUGUGCGAUAUGAAUAAGAUACCAAAAGCCAUGUACAGAAUGAAGCA